This is a messenger RNA of Ctenocephalides felis (cat flea), 1260 nucleotides long. Its product is annotated as mitochondrial 2-oxoglutarate/malate carrier protein-like. Lineage: Eukaryota; Metazoa; Arthropoda; Insecta; Siphonaptera; Pulicidae. The transcript is spliced from 7 exons. Gene Ontology annotation, molecular function: antiporter activity; thiosulfate transmembrane transporter activity; sulfate transmembrane transporter activity. The record is from RefSeq and is a predicted model, not a curated record. Gene Ontology annotation, biological process: thiosulfate transport; succinate transmembrane transport; phosphate ion transmembrane transport. The coding region runs from base 200 to 1108 and encodes 302 amino acids.
CGUCAGUCAGUCCAUUCCGGCUCUAAGUUCUGCAAUGUUUUUUAUUUAUAUUAUUGUUAAAAUUUUGAACUUUGUAGAUAUCGGCAAUAAUUCAUAAUAAAUUACGUCACGUGUUAUGUGAAGUAAUAAAUCAAAUGUACUGAGCCGAGAUUUCAAUCAUAGUUUACUUUGUUGAUCCAAUUAAUCAAAUUGUGCAAAAAUGUCUGCAGAACAACGAGGAAUUCCGAAUUAUGUUAAAUUCGUUUUUGGAGGAUCAGCCGGUAUGAUGGCUACAGUAUUUGUGCAGCCGCUUGAUCUGAUAAAAAAUCGAAUGCAGCUGAGUGGUGCAGCCGGAGGUAAACAAUAUAAGAGCACAUUUGAAUGUGCUUCAGCCAUUGUAAAGACAGAAGGAAUCACUGCUGUUUAUGCUGGCCUUUCAGCUGGCUUGAUGCGACAGGCUACAUAUACCACUGCACGUUUAGGAACUUACACGUGGUUAAUGGACAACUAUAGCACAUUUACUAAUUCAAAAGAAGCUAGUCCAGGAUUUUUGAUGAAAGCCUUGCUUGGUAUGUGUGCUGGAUGCGUUGGAGCUUUUAUUGGUACUCCAGCUGAAGUUGCUCUGAUUCGAAUGACAGCUGAUGGACGAUUACCAGAAUUGGAACGAAGAAAUUAUAAAAAUGUUUUCGAUGCUUUGUUUCGAAUAUUUAGAGAAGAAGGACUAUUCACAUUAUGGAGGGGUGCUAUUCCUACUAUGAGUCGUGCAAUGGUUGUCAAUGCUGCACAACUCGCAUCUUACUCUCAGGCCAAAGAAGUUUUACUUUCAACAGGUUACUACUCUGAAGGAAUAUUUUUGCAUUUUUCUGCUAGUAUGAUAUCUGGUCUUGUUACAACUGCAGCUUCUAUGCCUGUAGAUAUAGUAAAAACUCGAAUUCAGAACAUGAAAACAAUUGAUGGGAAGCCAGAAUACAGUGGUGGAUUGGAUGUUUUAAAUAAGGUUGUGAAAAGGGAGGGAUUCUUUGCACUUUGGAAAGGAUUUCUACCAUAUUAUGCUCGAUUGGGACCACACACAGUUUUAACAUUUAUUUUCCUGGAACAACUUAAUAAAUGGUAUAAAGGCUUAAAGUAAGCGCACUAUUUUGUUAUCUUAAAAAUGAUUCAUUAUAUUUAUGAAAGUUUAUUGAAACUACUAUAAUUUUCAAUUUUUUUAAGAUAUAUUUUAAAUGUGAAUAACUUUAACUAUAUAUGAUUUCAAAUAAGAGAAAGGGUAUGUUCUCCGAU